Trypanosoma theileri is the source of this 1245-nucleotide messenger RNA. RefSeq lists its product as uncharacterized. Lineage: Eukaryota; Euglenozoa; Kinetoplastea; Trypanosomatida; Trypanosomatidae. The transcript has a single exon. Gene Ontology annotation, cellular component: centrosome. Bases 1 to 1245 code for a protein of 414 amino acids. The record is from RefSeq and is a predicted model, not a curated record.
AUGUCAGAGGAAGCAGUUCUCCAAAAGGAGAGGUUCUUGCAAAAUGUGGGUAAAAGUAUAGAUACCCACGUUUCGAAAAUGCGAGAAAAUAUUGUAGACAUGCUGGCCUCUCACCUCAAUGAGCAGCAGGUUGCUAUAAAGAAAUCGCUGCAAGAUGAAGCGGAACGUCGAGAAAGGGUACUAAUGGAGAAGAAGAAGGAAACUGAGGUCUUGCUUCGUAUGGCGGAGAAUACUAGCCAAAAACAAACGACUCUUGUACGGCGCGUGACUGGUGCUUUGGGCGAUGUAUACAAGCAAAUGUUUUGUCAGCGUCUUUUUCGGCAUUGGUUACAUUGGGUUAUUCAGAAAAAGAAAAAACGACAACUUUCAGAUGUGACGAGUCGUACAGGAAAUAUACUUCGAACAUAUCAUGUAUACACACAGUGGCGACUUUUCGCUGCGGCACGUAGACAGCAGAGACUUGCUCUAGCUGAAGAAUCAAAAUGGAAAUCUCGUGAGACGGCGCUCUUUGCAGAGGUAGAGACUCUUAAAGAUAUCGUGGAACAGGAGCGACGUCGCAGUGAUGAAUUGGAAGAAGAAGCGAGAACUGCACUUGUACGUGGUGUAUGCGCGUUAAAUAGAGAAGCGGUGCAGUUGUUGAGGGGUACGCUGAGUACAGAGGAACCUGGAGUGGUUCCUACUCAGUUGUACGAUGCCAGAACUACACGUUUGCCAUCAACGCGGGCGAGUGGGACACCAAGUACUACCGCUAGGUUAGAACUACCGCCCGUUCAUGCAGCAGCAGCAGCAACAACAACAACAGCAACAGCAACAACAGGUGCAGCGACAUCAGUAACUGCGAAAACAAUAACAGCAGUUCCUCCAGCUUCAAUUCCAGUUCCACCUUCAUUUUUGCCAGAAGCACCUUCAGAACCAGUACCAGCUCCCAUUCCAGUUCCAACUUCAGCUCCAGCACCGCAAAGAGAAAGAGGAGUAUUACCAAUGGAAGCCCAAGCGGCACAUUCUCAUCAAACGGUGCCGCAUCCUUCUUUGAUGUAUCAAGAACUGUCACCCAGUCCACCAUGCCAUGUCUGCUAUGCUCCUGACACGUGCCCAUACAACACAGCUCAGGCAGCUCAUCAACCUUUUGUGGUAUCUGUCAAUCCUACUGCUGUUCGUAACUACGGGGUUACGCCUCUUUUUCAACGACCCACACACACUGGACGUGCAUCUUCUAGAACUGCACACCAGCGUUAUACGCGGUGA